Molecule: messenger RNA, 1410 nt
Organism: Anopheles merus
Lineage: Eukaryota; Metazoa; Arthropoda; Insecta; Diptera; Culicidae
Exons: 2
Coding region: 506-919 (137 amino acids)
Source: RefSeq, a predicted model, not a curated record
ACGGUGUGAGGUUGAAAUCAUGUUUCAUUGUUGGUGAGGAAGUUGCUUCGUGGCACACAUUGCGAAAAAAUAGGAUUUUGCGCUAGUAGCAAGUAACGUCAGUGCUUGUGUUGUGCAUUAAAUUCUAGCUUCUAGCACAGCCCCCCUUCCGCUACAUUCAAACACAAUACACACAUUCAAACGUAGCACCCACCCACCCUGCUUGAAGCGGCAAUACAACACCGAUCGCACCACCACACGAACGCGCACGAGGGCCGCGGAAUUCGAGCAACACUGGCGUUGGCGUUUUCGGCAAACUGCGCGCACACACACAUAUCACCCCGCCCAAAAAAAAAAACAACCCCAUCGUCGUCAUCGUCGUCGUCUAACGCUACACCGCUUCAUAGACCGCUGGAUACGCGAAUUCACGCCCGUCGUCAGUUUGUGUGCGCGCGUACAACAAACCAGUACCGGCGCGGUGCGUGUGCGUGUUUCCCCCCAAAAAAGAGUUUUCCCGAUUUUCCCCAUGGCUUGCGUGCGAGGACUGUUUGUCCUGGUGGGAGUGGCGCUGUUUGUCCUGUUCGCGGAAAGGCAGCUGGAGGAAAGUGUCGGAGUGGACGCCAGUAUGAUCUAUGCCGGGAUAAAGCUGCCCUUUCCACGGCACCGCACCUUCUACAAAUCGGUCGGCGAGCGCAAGAUCGGUCCCAACCUGUACGAGGUCAGCACGAUCAUCCAGGAGGACAUUCUGCUGCGCAAGCGGUGCGAGUGCAUGCUGCGGUAUCGGUGUCGCGUACCGCGCAACAUCUUCUAUCUGUCCAACCGCGAUUGCCAUCACCGCGAAAAAGUGUGCUGCGAGCUGCUGGAAAACGCGUACGAGUCCACCAACGAUACGGCGGCGGCGAUCGAGCACCACCAUUUCGGAAGCGAUAAUGAGAUCUAGAGAGCGUACAGAUCUCCUCCAUCACCUCCUUCUCCUUCUGCAAUGCUAACCUGAAUGCUUCUCCUUGUCCACAUCGCCAAAGUCCAGCGAUGAGUUCUUGCUGAGGUGUCGCGUCAUCCCGAGGCAAUCCUUGGCACUGUGCUCGUCGUACAGCGUGAGCAGGCCCCAGCUCCACUCCUGCUCGGUGUCGAUCCAGUUCAGCAGGUCCUCGGCCCGCAGUAUCACCUUGUCCGAGAUCGCCAGCACCUCAUCCUGGGGAGAGCAAAAUGGGAAAGGGGGAAAAAACGGAAUUAAUAUUACACACAUUAACAGGCCAUCUCGCUUAACACUAGCUUUACGGGGGCGGCUUUCGAAGAGAAAGCGCAAACAUUGCAUUUACACUGCACCUGAUUCUUUCAGAUGAUUAUAGUAGCUUUUAACCUUUGAUGAGAUUUUUAUGUAACAGCUCAACAUUGUUUUAUAUUUUAUUAAAUAAAUUCCGCCGAAAUUGA